ACAAGGAACUGAAACGAUCUGUGCGACGGGCAGCAUUACUCCAGGACUGCGAACGACUGCGUGCACUAGCUACAGGGUGACCAUUAAAGAAGACGAUAUGGAUUCUAGGAAGAUUUUGUUCCUUUUCUGUGUGAUUGGGUUUGCCUGUGCUGAUGUGGUUAAAUUCGUUGAUUGCGGUUCUUCUACUGGAAAGGUUUCCUUGGUGGACAUAACACCCUGCCCCACUCAGCCAUGCGAUCUUAAAAAAGGAGGAAACUACAGCGUCAAUGUAACCUUUGUUAGUAAUGUGGAGACCGAGAAGAGCACAGCAGUGGUGCAUGGUAUUAUUGCUGGACUACCUAUUCCUUUUCCCAUUCCAGUCAGUGAUGGCUGCCACUCUGGCAUAAAUUGUCCUAUUCACAUGCAGAACGCCUAUCACUAUGUAGCCACAUUGCCAGUGAAGUCAGAAUAUCCUUGUCUCAAGUUGGUGGUUAAGUGGGAACUGAAAGAUGAUGGUAACAAAGAUUUGUUCUGCAUCGAGUUCCCUGUUCAAAUUGUGAGCUGAAAUAUUGCCACACUAAAUUGCUUUGAACAAACUAAAUGGGAUUGAGAGUCACAUGAGAGAAUCAAGUUUUUCUUAAGACUGUAUUUUAUAAUGGCAUAUUUUAAAUGUUUCUGGCUUAACUGUUAUCUUUAGAAAAUAAAUUCACACAAAGAUAUCUUUUUGAUAUAGCGCCUUCGCCAAUAACAUGUCAAUAAUGUCACAUUCCUGACUUGCUGGCUGCUGUGUAGUCGGAAGGUACAUGAUGUACUUUACUUUUCUUGAAAUGUUCUUACUGACAUUGUACUAAAUUGUGUAGAUCUAUAUUAAUAAUGAAUAAAGAGAUUUAAAUUGU
Periophthalmus magnuspinnatus is the source of this 875-nucleotide messenger RNA. Its product is annotated as NPC intracellular cholesterol transporter 2-like. The transcript is spliced from 5 exons. Gene Ontology annotation, molecular function: cholesterol binding. The record is from RefSeq and is a predicted model, not a curated record. Bases 98 to 544 code for a protein of 148 amino acids. Gene Ontology annotation, biological process: intracellular cholesterol transport; cholesterol efflux. Lineage: Eukaryota; Metazoa; Chordata; Actinopteri; Gobiiformes; Gobiidae.